AUGGGUUGCGGUCGAAAAAUGAAGGGAAGUUGUGCUGAUGGAAAUUAUGAAGUUAUGUGGCAGCCGAACGUGCUCCUUUCUUAUGACGGUUCAAUCCUCUGGAUGCCUCCAGCCAUCUAUGAGAGCUCCUGCACAAUUGAUGUUGAAUACUUUCCAUUUGAUGAACAAGAAUGCGAAAUGAAAUUUGGCAGUUGGACUUAUGACGCAUCACAGGUGACAUUGGGUUGGAAUUAUGGCCAGAAUUUUGUGGACCUGUCAGACUACUGGAAAAGUGGAACUUGGGACUUGGUGGACGUUCCCGGUCGAAUCGUUAACACAUCCACGAGCGGCCAUAACGCCACCUACAUUAUCUACACAAUCAAACUGCGUCGGAAAACACUCUUCUACACAGUCAACCUUAUUUUGCCCUGCAUUAUGAUCUCCCUCCUGAGCAUUUGUGUCUUUUACCUGCCCUCCGAUGCUGGCGAAAAGGUUACCCUAUCAAUCAGCAUUGUGGUUGCCUUGAUUGUCUUCCUCAUCCUGGUCAGCAAAAUCCUUCCGCCAACCUCUACCUCCAUACCGCUUAUUUCGCGCUAUCUCCUGUUCACUUUCCUGUUUGACGUCUUCGCCGUUUUCAUUUCCGUGGUCAUCGUCAACUGGAAUUAUCGAACUCCUCGAACACAUACUAUGCCAGCAUGGGCCCGUAUUGUCUUCUUACGCAUUCUGCCAAAACUGUUGCUCAUGAAACCACUGCAGCCGCUGCAUGCGACCUUUAAGGACUUCAACCAUCAGAAUAGCAUUCACAAAAACCCAUCGUUUGGCCGAGGUUGCAAGGGCAGUGCUUCGCAGCAGUAUCCUUGCCUGGACACAGCAGUCAAUCUUAAAGCUCCGCUCAGGUCUGGAUCUAGCUCCGUUGCAGAAACUACCAGCAUUCGGGACAAUGAGGAUGCAUUUGAACAGUCCUUUCGGGAGCCUGGUAUGGUCCCGUUUUUCUUCUCCAGUUCCGAAAGCGAUACAAUGAUCAGUAAUCCCGGUGCAAGUGAUAUUGUCAUUAGUAGUGAAAAUAGCAGCUACACCAGCAGCAGUGACAGUGGGGGCUUUGAAGUAACCUCUAAGAGCCCAUCCAAGCCGCCCUUACCAAACCUGCCUCAUAUUCGCUCAAGGCUGAUAUUGAAGCCCUCCCGUUCAGGAGAUAGCAGUUUUUGCAUUAUGGACAAAUCUGCAAAGUCGUCGGCACACACCAUCGAAUUCGACUUGCUGCCCUCACCUUCCUCGAACUCGCAGGUGUCACAUUCCUAUGAGAACAUAAAGUUAUCCUGCAUGACGGCAUCUGAGUAUGACUCGACUGAAACGGAGGGGGAGCCGGGGAACGGGAACGAGGAUGAGUAUGCAUGUGCUACAGUGCAAGAGUGGAAGUACAUUGCCUCCGUGAUGGAUCGCCUGAUGCUGGUAACCUUCACCGUGAUCACUCUGGUAGUGAGUGUCAUUCUCCUAACCAGCGCGCCUUCUCUGCUCUCAAGCGUCGAUCAGGACGCCAUCAUAAGAAAGUACUCAGUCAUCAAAAAUGCCUGA
Dibothriocephalus latus is the source of this 1551-nucleotide messenger RNA. The record is from the annotation of a GenBank genome assembly. Lineage: Eukaryota; Metazoa; Platyhelminthes; Cestoda; Diphyllobothriidea; Diphyllobothriidae.